CCGGCAAAGGUCGUCAGGCUGGGAAUCGAACCUGCGACGGCCGCGUCGAGGACUAAGGCCUCCUUAUGUGGGUUGUGCUUAACCCCUGCGCCACCAAAGCACAUCCCAGUAAAUGUGAAAGUUAAAUUUUCUCUGCAAUGAAUUCAAAUGACAUUUGAAAAUGUCAUUUUCAAGUUUGAGUCAGAUCAUGUUCACAACGUGGCCUAAUGUGUCCCGAUUAUUAAUAUGAUAACUGGUAAAAUAAAAAAAAAACCUCUGGAGGUUUCAGUGCACGACUUUUUGACGGAGCGCUGGACAAACCUUUCAGUUUGAUAUUUAGAUACCGAUCUGAUUUGCAUAAUGUGUUGUUAUUGAUAGUACUCAUUUAUACUAUUAUUUCACAAAUAUAAAUUAUUAUGGUUAAAAAAAAACCAACAACCCCCAGCUUGUUUCAGUGAAAUAUACGUAACAUCGUCUUAAAAUCGAAAUGCAGUUCAGUUUUAAGAUAUAUUUUUAUUCAAAAUGUUAUUUGUAUGUACAGCCUUGCCACCUCCCGAAAACACAAUUAUACCAUCAAUAUAAUUAUGCAAACAUAUGUUUUUUUUGUAAGUGUGGCUACUCAGAUUAGAAAAAAUACACACUUUGUAAACCAUUUAAAAAAAAAUCCUACUUGCAAAAAACUGUUUAAAAUGAAACCAAAUAAUGUAACACGCAAACGUGAUGCAAAUUAGGGACUAUAAAACAGAUAAUGAAAGGGGGCAGAGGGUUUGAUUGAGUGCCAACCAAGAAACUAGACUAAGUAAAAAACAUAUAUAUGUUUUUCUACAUGAAUUAUCUGGAUACCACUUAAUUGAAAAGUUUGCCGAUAGUCGAUUAAAAAGGUAUCGGGUCAAAUUCAGAAUUCCUCAAAACCAGAGCUUUGAAAUGCCUUUUUUUUAUGCCACGUAAUUUGAUGUUAUCAACAAAAUGUUGUAAAGUCGAUUCAAUUAAUCGAUAAGCAAGAUGUGUUAAAAGUAGAAUGCAAAUGUUUUAUGGUUGACUUGCUUUGCAGGAAGACGGCGCGCAAAAUGAAAUUCUGCUUACUAAAUGUCCUCAGAAUAUGCAAAUUUCAUUUCAGGCUGGGUGUAUUUUAUUUUCGUUUUUUUCUUCUUGUUUUUUUUUUCUGUUUAACCACAAACCUCUUAGGUUCAAUCUUCUUUUUUCUCUUUUCUACUUGCCACAGUUUUUGUUACUAAAUGUCCCUGCAUGAGUUAUUGAGUUGUAACAUUUCUUAAAGUGAUGAUAGUAUUUUUUUUUCAUGUAGAAAUUGAUGUAAAUUUACAAUUUAUAACUGGACUUUCAAUCAACUCGAUACAUGUUAAAAUGUUUCUAAAAAAAAACAAACCCAAAUUUAUCACGUUUUCCUUUUUGACGAUGUUUGACCGUCAAACAUCGUGUACCGCCAAACUUCGAACAAGCUAAACCGGCACGUGCUGCACAUAAAUAACACAUAAAACUGUGACGUUCUGCAUAAUUUCAUACAUUUAAUGCACUUCUCUUUUUUUCGCAGAAUGCAGGAAAUGACCUCUUCUCCACAUCUUUUUCUAAAAGUUUCAGAGUUCAACAAAGUACACUGUCUAUGAAGGAGGAGGAGGAGGAGGGGGGUGAAUUUCCUCCGCUGUUGUUUCCUAAAACAAUUUUUCCCCCUCCUAAUACCAGCUUCUCCGCGCGAACUAACGUGGAAAAAAAAAACUUACAGCCUUGUUUCAGUAGGAAAAAUUUGUAUUUUUCAUCUGAAAUUUCUUCUCGAUUCUUUGAAAGCAAAACGGGGCGUGAACAGGUCCUGACCUCACCGGGCCCGUAAAGUCAUUUGGAUUCUCGGGUUUGAUCACUAAAAAAAAAAAAAAAAAAAGAGUCUUUCAGUAACUGUACGCACAGGAGUUUCUGAAAAGCAGUCUGCAACAGCGAAAACACACAUUCAGCCUUGCCGACAGAAACUUUACAGUCAUUACAUUUGAGGAGCUUCGCCCUCCCUCCCCUCUCUCCCUUUUUCUUUGCGGGUCACAUUUGUUCUGCUCAGAGGCCAAAAGCUUUUCGUGUCGAGCGGUUUCUAUUUUUGGAAAAGAAAAAAAGAAAGAAAGAAAGUAAAAACAAAAAAAAAGCUACUGUUUCUUGUCAGUUUGAGUCGUCCUUACAGUGACUCGUCGCCGCCCCUCCAAGCUGAGCGUAAGAGAAAAAAAAAAAAGAAAAGAAAAACUCCCCUAAAAUAUUUCCUCCUUGUUCAGUCUCAGCAGAGCAGCGGGUCUGUGCGCACCGCUUGUGGAUGGCAGCCGGCGGUGGGUGUGAGAUUUUAUUUUUUUCCCCAAACACGCCGUCGUGGUUUCAGCAUGUCGGGCGGUGGAGAGCGGAGCGGCGAGGCAGAAACUAAACAUUGUUGGCUCGGAACCUAUAUGCACGUUGUCGUCGUUGGUUUGAUGCUUGUUCUCGACGCUCCAGUCUUCACGAACGUCCAUGUUUCUGCAGAAAAGUGCAAGCCCAAGAACAUUUCAGCCAAAUACCAACACUGUGGGAUUCACCCAGAUGGAGUCCAUAAUCUAGACUGUUUCCGUAAAUCCAAGAAAGAUGAGAAAUGUACGUGGGAACCCGGAGUGCAUGGAUCGAAGAGCUACACGUUCAUCUUACAACAAGUAGACAAAGCUCACUGUGUCGCUUAUUACAACCUAACCAAACCCAAUCAAAAGCUGAGAAUAUUUGACUACAACUUUACGGUGGAGGUUAUUGAAAGCAGCGCGGGGGAGGCGAAUUGCACAAAAGCAGUUUUCAGUGGUUCAAAAAAGACUCUGAAGCGGUCCUGCGGGCCUCCUAGCAAAGUGUUGCCGACUCGCACACCUGGAGCGCUGCAGGUGAACGUGACCUGGCUUAAAGAGGACGGGAAUAACAGGAUCUCUGUGAGAUACAGAGCGCUGGGCAGCCGCUCGUGGAACGAGACUGUGGAGUCUCAGCUUCCAAACGCAGCCAUGGUGGAAAAGCUAACGCCCUCAUUGGUCUAUGUUGUCCAGAUACAAUGUGUGACUACUGCUGAAUGCUCACAGUGUCCAUGGAGUGAAAACUACUACGUCCCAUCAGAGCUUACAACUCAACCCAUCAUUGUCAGCACCAAAUACGCCGAUAUUAUGCAGAAAACCGGCUGCCGGUUGAUUUCCAUAACCUGGAAGUUUCCCGUCAAAGAUCUGUAUGACGGCUACCGAGUGACCGUUUGGAAAGAGUCCGGAGAGCCUCCGCAGGAGCAGCUGACCACCUCAGAGCCGGAGAUCAGACUGAUCCUCUCCUACUCGGCGUACCGCCUCAACAUCAGCGCGUACAACAACGCGAGCGUUUCCCCAGCUGCCACCCACGUCAUACCACAGCACAGUUUCGGAGACGGGAGGCUGAACGCGACAGUCCACAACAGCACGGCGUUCACGAUCCACUGGAGGGCCGAUCGGGUCAGGAAGUACGUCUGCUACGUGGUGGAGUGGAUGAAAAAGGGACAUUCUGGGUGGUACCAGUCCUUCUUUGAGGACACGGAGGCCAGCAAGACCGUGUCCUCUUUAUCAGAACAUUUGGAGCCUUACACAAGAUACAGAGUCACUCUGCAUUUGCGACCAAACAAGAACACCUGCAACAUGAAGCACAUCAACAACAGUGAGAGCACCUACGGGUCCACAGAGUUUUAUCACACCGAAGGAUCUCCUGUCAGCGCCCCAGCAAACGUCAGCUUCCACAACGUGACGCUUAAUUCAGCGACGCUCCAGUGGUCGCAUAUCCCAGAGGAAGACUUGAGAGGCUUCCUGCUGGGUUACAUUAUCUACUACACGGAGCAUCACUACCGGGAGGCCAGCACAGCGCACAAUGUAACAGUGGAUCCAGGUUCUACCAGCUUUCACCUGGAGGCCCUCAAAAGUGGAACGGCAUAUCAAGUCCAGAUAUGUGGUUUCACGUCAGAGGGCGAAGGGAUCCGAAGUAAUCCGAGUGUCUUUAAAACAGAUCAAAAAGUAAAUUUCAGCAUCAGGGGCGCAAUUGCAGCCUUCGUAGUGGUGGCCAGUUUGCUGGCAUUUGGAUCUCCGGUGAUAAAAAGGGCAAAAGCCAUUCUGUGGCCAAGGCUGCCCAACCCUGGACACAGCAACGCAGUGCGGAAAAUAGAGAGUCCUGGACAACUGAAACUCCUGGAGGCAUUAGCGACUCUGAAAGUGGCGGAGGAAUGGGACACGAAGAGCUUCCAGAUUCUAGAGAUGGAAGCCGCGGUCCCGCCUCAGACGCUGUCGUCGAUGCUGCCGCAUGUCAGGACCUGUGAGGACGACACUCUGGAAAUGGCUCACGCCUGGAGCGAGGGGGACGGAGACAGCGCGGCAGACGACGACACAGCGGACACUUUGCUGGACACACAGAGGACACACUUCCAAAGCUCACCUUUCACCUUUGCAGGCGGUUAUACGACGAUGGAAAUGUUCCAACAGCUCACCCCACAGUGGGUGGCGGAAGGUGGCUCGAACAUCAAGGGCGAACCGGAGGACUUAACCGUGUUAAAGUCUGUGAGAUUAGACUACGUGAGACAAUUUAGCACCAGUCCACCGUCAGACAGUGAAUUUACAUCCACCCUGUUGUGAACUCCAGUUCAGUCGCUUUGAAAGUCUGGUUCGUUUGGGAAGGUGGUCUCUGGUCCACCUGCAAACCGAGGUCUCCGAUCGGUUGAAGUGAGCUCUGGCGAAUCCAAAUGUGAACGCCAACUGGACCUGAGACCGCUCCAAAAGCAAAAAGCGAACUAUAUUGCUGGGCAUUCUGGGUAAAUACUACCUAAACAAAUGUGAGAGCCUAGCGCUAGCAGGAGAAAUACCUUGUUUUUUACCAAAGACAGAGGAGGAAUCCUACAGCAGCUACAUUUUGACGCAACUCCAAUUUUGUUUACAUUUUACGAAGACAAAGAAAGUUGCGCUCAUGUCUUCUGUGGAGACUUUCUUCUCGUUUCCCUCCAGUGGUUCUUGGUGUAGCGCCACCACAGGCGAGGAGGGGAACAGGUUUCUCAAAGGGUUUGGUUCGUUUGAGCCAAAAAUGCAAAUGUUGCAAUUCUGGUCUACUGGAUUACCAGUUGUUGUUUUACACCUGUUGCAGGACAACAGUUUUUUUUUUAAGCCUUAUUUAGUAGAAAUGGCACGUCAAGCUUGUAUUUAUGUGUACAACUCAACCAUGAAGCGAAUGAUGCAACUGCCAAAGUUGAUUGCAGAGGAAGUACACCAGGCUUUACAUUUGAAUGUGAGCAUGUCUACUACUAAAAAUAUGUUCCUGUACGUCACUGAUUAGUCAGUAACUAUAUGGGGAUUUCUGGUUAUUGUUGACAUUUAUUAAAAUGUUUUGUGUGACAAGUACACACACCGACACACAUUCUUGUACUUUAUCGAUCUGAAGACUUCCAUUUACUUUAUAAGUAUGAAAAAUGUUGGAUGCUAGGUCCGAAUACUGUAAACUUCAACAAGGAGCAACCAAACAAAACAUCGGAGUGGAAAGUCUCUUUAUUGAGAGCUUUUGCAAUCAAAUAAAACAUAAUAUGUACAUACAUCCGAAUAUUUCAUAAACUAUUUUACUGAACCGUUAACAUCGAAUCCUCCAAUUUCCCAGCACAAAAAGUCCUCUCAAAUGCGGAGAAGAUGAGCACGUAAAAAAAAGUAGUAAAGUCCAUGUUCACAUAUUAGCAGAUGAGUUUGAAACGAUUUAAUUCUGACACUUGAAGCUCAUCACUUCUGACAGAUGUGUUAAGAAAGAAUAAAAAAAAAAGGCGUAAACUUUUCAAAACAGGAACUGGAUCUGUUGCCGUUUUGCCUCCAUGUUUCGAUGAGCAUAUUCAUAACUACUGCAACACAUUAAAUCACCGAAUAAAAGGAUAAAAAACAUCCCAUGAACAUUUAGUCUAUUCCGCCAGCCCACAAUAUUUUAAUAUAAGAUCUUAUUAGUUUUAUUCGUAAAACAUCCAAAUGAGUCUCAAUAUUUUAUUUGCUUACUGUACAAUCGUGGUCUAGGCACUUUUUGACCCUUCUGUGCUUCCAUACGGUUUGUUGACCUGCGAGAUUUCAGUUUAUUUUCCCCAUUUCCCAAAAAAUAAAAAAAUUAAAAAAGUCAGCCCGUAAACUUUCUUCACACAGUCACCAUGUUAGCUGAAAAUAUUUCACC
Gambusia affinis (western mosquitofish) is the source of this 6159-nucleotide messenger RNA. RefSeq names its product oncostatin-M-specific receptor subunit beta. The coding region runs from base 2346 to 4604 and encodes 752 amino acids. The transcript has 16 exons. Gene Ontology annotation, molecular function: protein binding. NCBI's taxonomy places the organism in Eukaryota, Metazoa, Chordata, Actinopteri, Cyprinodontiformes, Poeciliidae. The record is from RefSeq and is a predicted model, not a curated record.